AUGCCACUCAAGACAUACCACCACAUUUCGUCCGUCAAAGGGCUUUCCUCGGUCACAACUCUCAUAACCGGUCCCAAAUCUUCCAUCCUCAUCGAUCCCCCAUUCCUGCUUCCUGACGCUGAAUCCGUCGUCGCCUGGCUCUCUGCCAUCUUCACGACCCACCACCACCCGGAUCACUACUUCAGCGUGAACCCCAUCCUCGAUGCCUUCCCCGGCGCACGCUUCCUCGCCGCGCCCUACGUGUGCGCGGGCAUCGAGCGCGAGUACGACUCCAAGGUCAUGUACUGGCCCGCGCAGCUCGGCGCGCACAACUUCUCGCCACGACCGCCCGCCAAGCCGGAACCGUAUCCUUUCAGCUUCGUAUCCGUCGACGGUGAGCCGGUGUUCUUGCUGGGACCGGUGCAGGGAGAUGCGGUGGACCAUACGCUGUUUUGGGUGCCCGGGGAGAGGACGCUUAUCGCGGGAGAUGCAGUUUAUGCGAGGAGUAAUCAUGUUUGGGCCGAAGAAAUCGAAACUCCAGCUGUCCUUGCUGCGUGGUUGAGUACACUGGAUCUGAUUGAGUCUUUACAGCCGGCCAAGAUCAUCCCGGGCCACAUCGAGGAGGGCUGGGAACUCGAUGCGGAGAAGGAUCUCGCGCACAACCGCGCGUACCUACAGCUCUUCAAGGAAAAGAUCCAGGAGGCACCGAAGAAACCAUCGGUGGACGACAUCUACAACACGUUCAAAGAAGCCUUCCCGGCGGCGGAUAAGAACUUGGACUUCUUCCUUGGACACCUGUCCAACCAGUUUGGCGAAGGAGGCGAGAUUUGGGAGGAGAACAGGCAUCACCGGGUAGCUCAGAAAACAAGUGAGGAAUUAGAGGGAUGGAAGGUUCCGCUGCAGAUUAAUUAA
Molecule: messenger RNA, 891 nt
Organism: Lasiodiplodia theobromae
Lineage: Eukaryota; Fungi; Ascomycota; Dothideomycetes; Botryosphaeriales; Botryosphaeriaceae
Product: Metallo-beta-lactamase domain
Exons: 3
Coding region: 1-891 (296 amino acids)
Biological process (GO): secondary metabolite biosynthetic process
Source: RefSeq, a predicted model, not a curated record